AUGGAAGAAACCAGGAAGCUCUCUCCAAAGCUGUGUAAAAGCAAAGAACCGGUGAAAACAGAAUGGGGGUCUCAGAGUGUUGUAUUUACAUAUUUCCAAGGGGAUAUUAACAGCGUGGUAGAUGAACAUUUUUCUAGAGCUCUAAGCAACGCCAAGAACCCACAAGACCUGAGCACAAAGCACAAGGAGGAGACUGUUGUCCUGAAGAACGUAGAUAGCAUGUCUCCCCAUCAGUGGAAUUUCUCUUCACAUUGCUCCAAACCAUAUGCGUCAUCUUCUGCUACGAGCAUGUCAAAUUCUGGCCUGAACUUUGCUGCUGCUGGCAUGGCAGGCCAAUACCAGCCAUCAGCUCUGCGGAGUCAUUCAACUCAACCUGCAGAUUUAUGGCCCUUCCCUUCGAUUGGGACUCCCAGUCUUACCAGUUCGGUAUAUCAUCAUGCCUUGCCUGACCCGCACGCGGUAGAUGACCCCAUCUCUGACAGGAAAUACGGUUCUCUUCUUGGUCUUCUGCAACAGGAAAGGUGCUUGACAUCCAUGCAAGAAUGUACCAUGAAGCAACACUCAAGUUCUACUUGUAUGACUGGACCUGCUAGGUUACAAAAUAUAAGUCAAGGUUCAGCUCCUGGGGGAGAGAGGAAAGCAAGUUCUUACAGCUCAGAAAAUCCCAGUGUAAGCCAUGCCACUGCAGGUAUUCAGAUUCACGACAGAAGACGAGAUUUGUACUUUUAG
Apaloderma vittatum (bar-tailed trogon) is the source of this 729-nucleotide messenger RNA. RefSeq names its product vestigial-like family member 1 (gene VGLL1). The transcript has 4 exons. The record is from RefSeq and is a predicted model, not a curated record. Gene Ontology annotation, biological process: regulation of transcription by RNA polymerase II. Lineage: Eukaryota; Metazoa; Chordata; Aves; Trogoniformes; Trogonidae. The coding region runs from base 1 to 729 and encodes 242 amino acids. Gene Ontology annotation, cellular component: nucleus.